Messenger RNA from Plasmodium malariae, 2493 nucleotides. Its product is annotated as aldehyde reductase, putative. NCBI's taxonomy places the organism in Eukaryota, Apicomplexa, Aconoidasida, Haemosporida, Plasmodiidae. The record is from RefSeq and is a predicted model, not a curated record. Bases 1 to 2493 code for a protein of 830 amino acids. The transcript has a single exon.
AUGAAGAAAAGGUCUGUGCUGAAAUGCAUACAUAUUUUAUUUUUCCUACUAUUAUACUAUUUUAUUGAAAUUAAUUGUAAAAGUUAUAAUUUAUUUUCAACUAAAAGUAUUACUCCAUUUAUUGAGAGAAGAGUUAAUAGAACUGCAUUAAAAAAGGCCAAACUGAAUUAUGGAAGUAACGAAGAAUUGCUUGUUUGUUUGAGCAAUAAAAAAAGAAAAAAUGAAAAAAAGAAUAAAAAAAUUGCAGUGCAAUAUUUUAUAAAAGAGUGUAGCAAUUACAACUUUAGGAAGUUAAGACGGAAAAUUAAAAAAUUCCUCAUACAUAUAAACAUUUAUGGAAAAGAUUACAAUGAUAAAUUUAACUUUAUUAGCAAAGAUGAAAAGGGUAACAGUGCUUAUGACUCAGAUAAGAACAAAAAUUUUAUAGGUAAAAAUGAAAAAAUGAAUGCUGAUAAUAUGAAAGGGAAAAUAAAGAAAGAAGAUGAAGUGACAUAUAAAUAUGUAGAGGAGAUGGAACUAAAAAAAAUUAACAUUAGAGGAGUUGAUAUCGAAUAUCGAAUUUAUAAUUUAGAGGAAGGUAUAUACAUAGUAGAUAAUAAUAAUUAUGAGAAAAUAAAAAAGUUAUGGAAUAAAGAUGAAUUAAAAAAAGCAAAGGAAAAUUUCCAAGAACGUUUUGAUAUUAAGAAACAAGGUAUUAAAGAGGAUGAUUGGAUAAUGUUACCCUUCGAUUAUGAAGAAAAUAAAAAUAUAAAAUUAGUUAAAGCUGAUUUUGAUAAUCCUUUGUAUGAUUAUAUACUAACAUAUUAUGAUAAGGAAAGAAAUUAUUAUUUUGAAUAUAAGAGAAGGAAUUAUUAUAAAAUGUUACGAAACACAAUUCAUGAAACUCCUCCAUAUAAGUCCGAAUUGGAAGAAGACAAAAGAUUUUAUGGUAAAGAAAUUAUUAUUCCAAAGAAGAAAUUAGACAAUGAAAUAUUUAGACAACCUAUGUUAAGUGAUGUUCUGACAGGUGGAUAUAGUAAAGAACCUAUAGGGUUAGAAUCCUGGCGAUAUGUACAAUAUCCAUAUGGCAAUUUAAUUGAACAUCAAAAAUAUUGUCAGCCAUAUUGUGUAAAAAAAAAUGGGAAGGACAAGCCAGAUAUGAGAUACCACUACUUAGGAAAUAGCAAUUUGGCUGUUUCCGAAAUUUGCUUAGGUACAAUGAAUUUCGGAAAUUAUGUAAAUGAAAAGUUAGCACACGAACUCUUUGACUAUGCAUAUGAAGAAUUUCAAGUAAAUUUUUUUGAUACAGCAGAAAUAUAUCCCUUACCUGUUAGUGAAAAUUAUUUUGGGUUGUCUGAACAAAUUUUAGGCAACUGGGUUAACUCAAAAGGUAAGGCAAACAGACACAAAAUUGUUAUUGCUACAAAGAUAUGUGGUAGGACGGACAAAAUUCCAUGGGCCAAAAAAUACAAGCGGAAAAAGAGGGACGAACAGAAGAAGCAGGAAGAGGGAGAAGCAGCAGAAGGUGAAGAAGAAGGACGUCCAUCUCUUUUGUCCAGAAACAGGAAAUUUAUGGAGGAUACCAACAGUAGUGACGUACCCAGUAACCCCUUUGACAAAUUAAACACAUUAAAAAAAAAAGAAGAAUUAUAUUUAAAAAAAGAUUAUGAAACGUUAGAACAAAUAGAGGAGUCCGAAAAGCGUUCAAAAGAGAAGGAGGAUAAUUUUAUAACGUUGAGCAAGGAUAGUAUUAUAGCAAGUGUUGAUAACUGUUUGAAAAGGUUAAAAACAAAUUAUAUAGACUUAAUACAAUUACAUUGGCCUGAUAGAUAUUAUCCGAAUCAUUCUUCAGGUGAUUUUAGUGAUGUUUUAUAUGAUUACAAUAAAUAUUAUGAUAACUUUGUGCCCUUUAUUGAACAGUUACAUGCAAUAGAUGAGCUAAAAAGGAAAGGGAAAAUAAGAGAAUGGGGAUUAAGCAAUGAAACCCCUUUUGGUUUAUUGAAAUUUUAUGAAUUAUGUAAACAAUUACAUAUAUCCCUACCAGUAUCUGUACAACUAGAAUAUAAUUUGUUAUGUCGUAAUGAUGUAGAAAAAGGUUUUCCAGAAAUAUGUAGACCACAAAAUACGAACAUUUCCAUUUUAGCAUAUUCACCCCUAUGUGCUGGUAUAUUAACAGGUAAAUAUUUAGAGUACACAGAUUAUACAACUAAAGGAAGAAUGCAAAAGUUCCCAUCAUAUAUGAAAAGGUUAAGAGGCUCCAUAGCUACUUAUAUUAUACGGGAAUUAUAUUAUUUGAGUCAAAAAUAUUAUUUCCCUAAUUUAACAGUCGCUGCGUUGAAGUGGGUAUAUACAAGGUCCUUUGUCACAUCUACUGUUAUAGGUGUUUCCGACUUUUUACAAUUACGCGAAAAUUUAUAUUCCUUAACAGACCAGGUGUUAUUUACCGAUAAACUGGAGCGUGAAAUAAAUGCCUUGCACUGGAAAUUUAGGGACCCAAUUAGGAUUAUACAAUGA